AUGUCGACGUCUACCACGGAUCAUGAGCACAUGCUCGCCCUUGUACGCCGUAUGAUCCCGCCUCUCUCGCCCAAGCUCCACAAGGGACAGGCCGGACGCGUCGGCGUGCUGGGCGGAUCAGGCGACUACUCUGGCGCGCCCUUCUUCUCCGCCAUGGGUGCCAUGCGGUUCGGCGCCGACCUCGCUCACGUCAUGUGUGAGCCUGGAGCUGGUGCCGUGAUCAAGACCUAUGCCCCCGACCUCAUCGUUCACGGCGUCCUCGACUCGUCCCUCGGCCUGGCGCAGGCCAAGGAGCAGCUCAAAUCCAUCAUGUCCCGUCUGCACGUGCUGGUAAUUGGACCAGGUCUUGGACGCGACGAGUUCAUGCAGUCAUGUGCGCGCGAGGCCCUGAUCAUGGCGAAAGAGAUGGACAUUGGCGUCGUCGUCGAUGCCGAUGGUCUGUGGCUGCUCAACUCUGAGCCCGAGCUCGUCAAGGGAUGGCAAGGUGUCCCGAGAGUCAUCCUCACACCCAACGUCAUGGAGUUUAAGAGGUUGUGCGAUGCCAACGGCGUGGAGGCCUCCGAGACUCUGCGAUGUGCCGCACUCGCUCGCGCGCUGGGCAACGUCACAAUCCUGGAAAAGGGUGCCGAGGACAUUGUCUCGGACGGCAAGCCGCUGCCUUCUGCGUUUUCCACAUCCACAGGAUCCACAGACACAUUGGUGGAUAGCGUCCAGGGCGGCCUCAAGCGUGUCGGUGGCCAGGGCGACAUUCUCUCGGGCACCGUCGGCACCCUCCUGGCCUGGGGACGCGAGUGGGCUCGCGGCAGCUAUGCCCAUGUCGGCAGUCCCGCCGACCCAGAGCUCGCUCCACAUGUAGCGCUUCUCGCGGCGUAUGGGGCCAGUGCGUUUGCGCGCACCGUCUCAAAGCGCGGUUUCGAGCUCAAGGGCAGGAGUAUGGUCACACACGACCUGGUGGAUCUCGUUGGGCCUGUGUACGCCGACAUGUUCGGCGGGGAGGUCAAGGGCAAGUUGUAA
Messenger RNA from Apiotrichum porosum, 1014 nucleotides. RefSeq lists its product as uncharacterized. The transcript has 4 exons. NCBI's taxonomy places the organism in Eukaryota, Fungi, Basidiomycota, Tremellomycetes, Trichosporonales, Trichosporonaceae. Gene Ontology annotation, molecular function: ATP-dependent NAD(P)H-hydrate dehydratase activity. Gene Ontology annotation, biological process: metabolite repair. Bases 1 to 1014 code for a protein of 337 amino acids. The record is from RefSeq and is a predicted model, not a curated record.